Molecule: messenger RNA, 3719 nt
Organism: Gigantopelta aegis
Lineage: Eukaryota; Metazoa; Mollusca; Gastropoda; Neomphalida; Peltospiridae
Exons: 4
Coding region: 718-3663 (981 amino acids)
Source: RefSeq, a predicted model, not a curated record
AUGUCGAAUAGAUAGACAGCGUCUUAGUGGUAUCCACUGAAUAUAUGAAAUACACAAUAUAUUUAUUAGACUGGUGUUACCUGUUUUAUGUGGAGAGCAUGUAUCCACAUAAUAUGUCCAAUAGACAGCAUCUUAUUGGUAUCCACUGAAUAUGUCAAAUAGACAGACAGCGUCUUAGUGGUAUUCACUGAAUAUGUCGAAUAGACAGACAGCGUCUUAUUGGUAUCCACAGAAGAUGUCGAAUAGAUAGACAGCGUCUUAUUGGUAUCCACUGAAUAUAUGAAAUACACAAUAUAUUUAUCAGACUGGUGUUACCUGUUUUAUGUGGAGAGCAUGUAAGACCGAUGUCCUCAAGUUAGGGAAUAGUCCCCAAAGAGAGUCAUAGACAGUGUCUCGAGCCAUGCUGAAAAGGAAUAAUAUACAUUCUUAACAACGAUUUUUAUCUUGUAAACACACUGUGACAAGUGUGAGGUAAUAUGCACAUCACUUAAAAGGAGCUACCUACAACCUGAUCAUGGGGACUCAAUAAUAAAAAACCUUGUGGAAAAUAACAAUCUUUGAAAGUCAUAUCGAUUCUCGCAGCUGCAAAAAAUCACUCUCCUGCCAUAAUCAUGACAACAUCUAGGGAGUGGUUUAUCACUCCCCUCAAUUAUUCAGUCAUAGUUUGAUACAGGAUAUAGGGACAUUGUAUUUUCCGUUUACCAGCGCUAACUUAAAAUGGAUUCGAGACAAGACACGGAGAGCAGUUUUGACUUUUAUCCAAAUGAUUUGGAUUCCUAUUCAAGUGAGUCAGAUACCAGUGACGAUCCUGACAAUGACCACGAGGAAUGGAAAGACAAACCAAUCGUAUUAAAGGAAAGUCAACAUGUAGGUCAGUCAGAUAGAUCUGUUACACAUGAAGAUCGUCAAGACAGAAAACCACCAAAUCAUGAUUCUUUGAUCGAUUCGGAUGUAUCAAGUGACUCAGAUGAGUGGUAUUCUUGUUCCAGCGGGACAGAGAUGGACACUGGAGAGGAUAAAGUGAAACAGACUCCAUCAAAGAAGAGUUUGCAUAAAGACAGAAGAAUUGCCACAUCUGCACCUGAAGUCACCAAAGGCACAGAUGAAAGUUUUGGGAACAGUUUACUGAAAAAUGUAAAACUAACAACUAGCAGUAUGAUGUGCGACUUCAGUCCAAGUAAAUUCGUCGUAACUGCUGCCACAAGAGAAGCAAUGAGAAUAAUAGAACGCCAUGGUGUGGUGACCGUGACCGGGCAGAGUGGAUCUGGAAAGACACAAAUUGCACUUUACCUCCUGACAGAACUUUCCAAGAAUGGCUGUGUUCCGCUGAUCCUAAAUGAUGCAUUUCAGUGGGACCUCAUUCCACACAACAAGAGAUAUGUCAUUCUAAUCGACGACAUCCUUGGAAAGACGAACCUCUCAUCUGUUCUUAAAGAUUUAUGGAGUCAGAAGUUUCGUGCUAUGCAUAGCCGGAUUUCAUCAGGAAACAUCUGCCUUAUAAUGACAUCUCGGUCAAAUAUAUAUGCAAACUGUUCUGAUUCACUUGAAGUUGAAGUUGAAUUAUUUGGGAGAGGGAAACAUAUUUCUCUCUGUGAUGACAAGCACAAGCUUUCUGCAGAUGAAAAGGAAAAUAUUAUGUUUUCUAUCCUGAGGAGUUCACUUGGCUGCACGGUAAACGUAUCCAAAGCAGAUAUUAAGAGAGUAGCAGCUCAGUGUGAAAUUGGGAUUGGUUUCCCUCAGUGCUGUGCGUUUUAUGCAUCCUGUGAAGCAGCGCAAAAACGAAAGAUGAAAUAUUUCGAAAAGCCUUUGGAAUUCUUGAAUUCUCAAUUAAAGGUCAUGCAGCGUACAGACCCAUUAGCUUAUCUCGCUUUGUUAAUUCUUAUGUUCAAGAACGGAACCGUUCAAACAAGCCUACUGAAUCCAAACGAGAAAGAUGCUGAAGUGGCCAACAUUAUUCGAAACUGCUCAGAAACGCUUGAUAUCCAGGGACGUGUUACUCUAGGGAACAUUCACGACAAACUGGACAUGAUGAUUGGUGUGUAUGUAACAUACAGAAAAGCCACAGCUUCCUUUCACUUCUCUCACCAGUCAAUCGCAGAUGCUGUAUUUAUUAAGUUCUGUAAACGGUACAUAGAAACCGGAUUGCAGCUUUGUACUUUAGAACAACUUAACGAAUAUGUUAGAAGUGAGGUUGAUUCUACCAACGAAUCCUUGUUUGUCCAUGUGGAACACGCUAGCUUUGAAUUCCUGGCAAAACGACUAACAGAGGAAAUGCUAAACGGAAACAUGAAUUCUAUUCUUUGUCAUCCUUCAUUUGAGGAUUUCAUUUUUGUUAAAUAUUUGCUCCAUGAAAGUUGGCAUAAAAAGACCGUUUUACAAAUACUCAGUUUUAACAAUGGCCGCAGAUUUAUUAGAACAAAACUUAUUUUCAGCAAAAGUAUGCAGUACUACAUCGCCAGGAACGUCCAAAAGGGGGAAUAUUCAUUUUCCCUAGAACCCACUGACCUGUAUUUUGAGUAUGAUAAUUUUAUUUGUCAUUUGAUAAUGAAGGGCUUGGAUUGUUUGGCAAUGGGGUUAAUUGGCAAGGCCAAAAUACUUCUUAACAAAACGAAAUACAAUGUGCUGAUGCGUAAAGCUUUGGAAUGCAGUGUAUUUUUGGGAAAUGAAGAUUUAAUAGCAUUUUGUGUAGAUAAUGAUGAUUCCUUUGUUACGGAAAAGUGUCUGGAACUUUCUUGUUAUUCAUUACUUGAAAACUCACAAAUAACUAAAUCUAUCCACAAUAUUAUGAAUCCGAAACUGCUAACACUAGACACGCUUGAUACACUUUUGCGUCUUUGCUUACAAAAGGGAAAACUGGAAACAGCUUCGUUUCUGAUAACAGCUACAGCCAAAUUCCAUGGACGGUGGAGAGUACUGCACUGGGCCGUUACUCAGAUUUUACUCCAACACCAUCUCCCAUUUCUGCAAUUCACAGAAGAACAGUUUAAAGUCGAUAUCAUUUCAUCUGAUAAAGCUAUGUUUUUCCCUAUUCUCUCUCGUCUUCUUCAGGAGAUAUCAGACUGCUUUGAAGAGGAUAAUGAAAAACCUCUGUGGAGGCCAGAAAUUAUAGCCUUAUUGUUAUCAAGUGGUUGUUAUGCUGCCUGGGACAGAAUAUUUAAGUUAUGGUUUUCUGAUUCACUCUACAUUGGAAUGAUUUUGGUUUCUGACAUUUACGAGGUCACAGAUGGCUUAAAACAAUUGGAAACGUUUGUACUUCAGUACUUAAAAGAUGUCGAACAUGCUAACCAGGUAAAUACAAAUGUGUUCUGCUUGAGUGUUGAAACACUGCUGCAAUAUGUACUGGAGACAAACCCUGCAAUUACGAAUCUUUAUGAGCUUCAACUUCCAUUAACUGUUGCUAACAACAUGUCCACAAAAGAAUAUCUUUUAGAGAAGAGGGUAAAUGAUUCCCGUUUAGAAUUAUUUGCAAUACGAAUAGCAGACUCUGUGAAUCCCAUUGCUAGUAUGGUUAAUACUAAUAAUUUGAGUGUAUCAAUAGUGAAGUUCCUACUUAUUCUCUUUCUCAGUCUGGCGGCCAGCCUCAGUGUUAGGCUGGUAGAUACUUGGUUCGGAUCCCAGUCGAGGCAUGGGAUUUUUAAUCCAGAUACCGACUCCAAACCCUGAGUGAGUGCUCCGCAAGGCUCAAUGGGUAGGUGUAAACCACUUGCACCGACCAGUGA